AUGAGGGACUUGCGCUGGAGAAGUCGCCCGAAUUGCAACCAGAUCUUUACUCUUGACCGCCUGGCAAAUAACGUCACAUUUAUCGUAACGAGCAGGAUGCAAAGACACCAGAUCACAAUUCACAACGGACGAGCAAUGGAACUUCUGACAGAGACAUUCCUAGCGUCACGCGAACGAUUGCAGGAUUGGAAUGUCAAAGUGCGAGACGGGCAAAAGAUUUUGGCGGGAUUAAUGGAUGCAGAUGUUACAAGAAGUGGCGCCAUGAAACUUGCAAUAAUUGUGGAUGAACUGCGAGACCUGCUGCACGCAUUCUAUGCCGAUCGUCGCACUCUCCUAUACAUCUCCCAAGAUUUGGAUCUCGAUCAACUUAGCGAUUCGCAUGUUUCACCAACUGCACAGAUUCCCCGCGACAUGAUUCUCCUUUGCGUAGACUAUGUCCGUACACUGGAAAAGGAUUACACGGUCAGAGAGGCAAUUUGUCGGGACAUUUGUAGCCGAAGGGAGACUCUCUCGAGAAAGGAGUUGGAUGUGAAUACGGCACUAUGGGGACAAACACCAACCUUUCAAGAAGUCUUUCCUGGGUUUAAUAAAUAAUUGGAAGUUAUAAAUCAGUGAACGUCUCUAAGGCCUCGUUCAAGCCCUUGCGCACGUUAUAUGGGAAAUGAUCCAUCAACAUACUCCGUGAGAGCAGAAUUUCAGUAAAGUCCGCUUUAUCUGCCCAGCGCGCUGUGUAUCGUGGUGGAGGGUGUCGGCGAUUGUACUUCUUGUUUGAACGUGCUUUCGGGAUGCCAAGAGGUGAUAGACGGACAAUGUGGAUGAUUGUUCCAGGAACAUACAUCUGUACGGAUUUGCGCACUUCGACAGUAGUUCCACCCGUGGGUGAUGCUGCCUCGGCCUGCACGUUGUCGUCUGCGGGCACUUCCUCCUGGCGAGGAAGAUCCACAAUACACUCACUGGAGGUCGUCUCGGCCAUUUUCUGUUCUUCGUUUUCUCUGACUCGUAAUACAUCCUCCUCACAUUCCACGACACCUUCUCCUCUUGUCCACCGCUUCGUCCACCCCAAACCAAAACCUGCAGCCAGCACGUGGAGUUUAUGCACAUUGCUAUGCCCACACAGAUAUGCGACAUCUCUCUUUGCACGCUCCAGGGACGUGCGGCUUAGACGUGGUACGAGAUCAUCGUUG
Spizellomyces punctatus DAOM BR117 is the source of this 1184-nucleotide messenger RNA. RefSeq lists its product as uncharacterized. NCBI's taxonomy places the organism in Eukaryota, Fungi, Chytridiomycota, Chytridiomycetes, Spizellomycetales, Spizellomycetaceae. Bases 1 to 594 code for a protein of 197 amino acids. The record is from RefSeq and is a predicted model, not a curated record. The transcript has 7 exons.